CGGAACGACAGAGAAGUGUCGAGAGAGCUAUACAUUCUGAAAUAAUGUCAUGGCUGAUUACCUAUUGUAUGUUGUGAUUGACAACAGGAUUUGUGACUACUGGUUUUAUUCACAAGAACUAGCUGAUACCAAUUUUGGACCUGAGGAGAUAGGUGUUGCCCUCAUUCUGAACAAUUUCACCAGGCAAAUUCAUCCAUGUCUGCUUAAGAUUGUGCCAAACAUUUAUGGACCUUGCGAAUCUUCACAUGUAAAUAAUAGUUGUAUAGACAACAAUGUUGGUAAACACUAUAAUGAAAUCAACCUAACUCCGGGAGUGUGCUGUGCUGUUGGAGCCACAGAGAUUUGUCCGAUUCUCAAGGCAACUGUCAAAUUAGAAGCUCAUUUAGCUUCUUGCGUUACUUCAGAACUGAAAUGGUCAUAUAAGUUUAGACGAAGAUUUUUUAGGAAGCUAAAGAAGAGGCAUUCAUUUAAUUAUGAAUAUCAUCCAAGUGAUGGAGAUUUCUCUGACAUAUUUGAUGGAUGUUUGGCAGUGCCUUUUGUCAUUGAAAUACAGCCAGAAUAUCCACCACAGAAAAUAGAUUUUGCUUGGUAUUACAGAAUGCAAGGAUUAUUGAUAAAGAAAAUGCAUUCAGAAGAUGCCAUGGCCUGGUUAUCUACAUUAGGCGGAGCUUACUCAUCAUUAGGGGACUAUUUUGAAUCUCAUGCUGUUAUUGCAGGAAAGAUUUCAUUUAGGCAGAUGGCCAUAGCUAUGGAAAUGGCAGAUCCAAUUACAAUAUCUAGAUGUAGACUUUUCUUUGCUCUCAGUCUGAUGCAGAGAGGUCACUUUAAGGACAGUAAAUCUAUAAUCAGGAAACAGCUCAGGUUUGCCAAAAAAGUAGUUAAAGAUGUUAAACUUGUAGCCAUGUGUCGUGGUCUAUGGACUAAAGUUUGUUAUGGAAUGAACAAUAACCAGAUCUUACCUCUCACAUCUAGUAGUGACAGGAAAAAAAAGUCUCAACAGUUGAACUUUGUGACCGGUGCCAAUUAUGAUGUAAAAUUAAGAUAGCUUAUAGUUGAUUAGAAAUGUUCCAACAAAACAUACAUAUAGUACCAAGGGAAGACAUUUUGAAAUGGGGUUACCACCUAUAAGGACAAUUUUAAAAUAUCACUUAUAUUUUCACAAUACACAAAAGUAUUUGACACCCACACCUAGGUAAGAUUUUGAGGUGUCUUUCCUGGGUCUCAUUUAUAUUUUUUAUUGAACAGCCCUUAAUAUCAAUAUUAAUGGGUACUUUUGCAAAUACUGUAAAUUCAGAAAUUAUUGCGAGCAUUUAUUAUUGCGAUUUCAGAAAAAGCUGCAUACAGAUAUAUAUGUUUCAGAUAUCAGAAUGUGAGUUAUUAUUGUGAUACUCAUGAUCACCCAGUUACAUUAUUGGUAUUAAUAAAAAACUUGUAAUAAUUUCUGAAUUGAUGGUAGAUCAUUUAUUCUUCAAAAAUAAUUGUCUUAUGUCUUCCAAUAUUUGCCACUGAAUGGUAACAACCAGUUACUCUUUUUAUUUUUGUGAGUGACCUUCUCAUUCAUUGCAUAAUUUUAACAAGAUGGUUAAUAGUAUCUAAUACAUUUAGAUCACCAAUUGAUGUAUUAAGACUAAAAAAAUAUACCCGUGCUUCAUCUAAAAUGCUGAAUAAAAUAGUCGGUAGGUAGGAAAAUCUUUUUAUCUGUUUACAUUUUUUGACUGGUUUAAAACAGUCAAAACAGUCUGACUUUAAUAGUGCUUGUUUGCAAAUUAUGAAAACAUAUUAAGGGUAGGAAGGGUUAGCAGAAACGCCAGUAUUUAUGGAGGCCUUACUGAUAACAGCCUGCAGUAAAAUAUUCACCAUUUUUUUCCCUGUGACAGCUGAGGUGUUAUAACAGUUGCUUUUUAAGUAUAAAUGAAACCUCAUUGUUGCAAUAGAAAUUGAAGCUAUGAACAAAGUAUCGAGAUUCAUGAAGUACAAGGUUUUUUUUAGAAUUGAAGAUCUCUAACGUAUUCAGUUAUAUGUUUAUUUGAUCUCAAAGAACAUCUUAAUAUUGUAAAAACAUACAAAGCAUUAUGCAAAUUACUUAUGGUAGCUAAGUUAUUUAGUCAUAGAAAAGUCAAAAUAAUAAAGUAUUUGGCAUAGUUUUCAGAUUCCUAUUGUUUUUAUACGACCGCAAAAGUCGUAUA
This is a messenger RNA of Mytilus californianus (California mussel), 2186 nucleotides long. RefSeq lists its product as uncharacterized. The record is from RefSeq and is a predicted model, not a curated record. The transcript is spliced from 5 exons. The coding region runs from base 50 to 1045 and encodes 331 amino acids. NCBI's taxonomy places the organism in Eukaryota, Metazoa, Mollusca, Bivalvia, Mytilida, Mytilidae.